AUGCUAAGAGUAACAUAUUCUGGUCGUUGGCAUACUGAAGGUUGUACUGAAAAUAUACAGGCAGUUGGUGUUUACUACUUGUACAUUGAUAAUGAGUUAGAAGGUGGUGCAUUAAAGUUUCGUCCAUCAGUAUCACCAGACAAAAAUUAUGCCGAAAUGUAUAACAUUGAAAUCAAUCAUUAUAUAAUGCCAGAAACAGAUGCAGCCAUUGUAUUUGAUAAUUGUUUGCCACAUCGUUUCUGUUCAAUACGUAAUUCAACAUCAAUUGCUCGUCGUCGUACAUUUCUCAACUUUUUUGUUGUAUGUCCCUACUAUCCGAUCGCUACAUUAUCAAUUUCAGAUUUACCAUUAGUUAGCUAUGAACGAUGUCAGACUAUGUUGAAAAACAUUGAAGAUAAGAAUGGUCAACAGAAACUACCAGAUUUAGUCGUAGACAAGAUCCUCUCAUUUCUGGAGAAGAUGUGGCAAACUGACAUGGAUGCAAAAGAAUUUCAUUCACGUGUAAGACAUGAAAUGGUGCACGAGAAGAGUGGUUGGGCUGGUAUUCAUUAUGGUAAUAGUGGUGAUACUGUAUUUAUUAAGUCGGCUAAUGACUGA
Messenger RNA from Didymodactylos carnosus, 597 nucleotides. The record is from the annotation of a GenBank genome assembly. NCBI's taxonomy places the organism in Eukaryota, Metazoa, Rotifera, Eurotatoria, Philodinida, Philodinidae.